Symbiodinium pilosum is the source of this 456-nucleotide messenger RNA. Lineage: Eukaryota; Dinophyceae; Suessiales; Symbiodiniaceae. The record is from the annotation of a GenBank genome assembly.
AUGGAGGUGCUUCGCGGCUGGCGACUUCUACAAGCUGCGGGAUUGACCGCAGAAGAGAAGCGUGACAUCCUUUCCACCACCAAGAACUCCCUAGACUACGAGACCAUUGCCUCAGCUCUUCAGAAUUUGUGGGAUGAGCAACUCCUUGGGCAUCGACGUGGAAAUGGCAACACCUUCCAGAACUUUGCGGCUUCAGUUGAUGAAGGUGAUUGGUUCGAUCCUGAAUCGUCGGACGCUUGGCAUGAUGGCUGGGACGAUUGGUCUUCCUCGUACUAUGCCGGACAGUGGGGUGAUGAUGAGUGGGGCCAUGAUUGGUGGGAAGAAGUCCAGCUGGUGAUGACCCGGCUCUUCGUGAGGCUCAACAAGCUGAGCGUAAAUUGCUUCGACGUCUACGUCCUCCUCUACUCCCUCAAGAGGUAUGCUGGAUUGUGGAGCGACCGCUUCGGCAGCACCUGA